AAUCGAUCAAAAUGGAGCAAAACAAAGUAGAAUUCAAAGGUAUCUUUAAUAUUUCCUAACCACGCUAUCUUAUUAGCUUCGAAGUAGCGUUCGGUAAAGUAUACCCUUCUGGGUAUGGGAUUGCUGCUUGGUCGUUGUUUAUGUAUUUUUGAAUCUCAAAUCAUGGACUAUACUACGUAAGUCUCUUAAUCACUUCCGGACAUGCCAUAGCAGCCAUCCUCCGCUCUACUUGUGAUACUAUACCCCACUCUUUUAGUUACCUUGUUAUACUCAUAGUGGCAUGGCCAGACCCAGAGAUCAAAGUUAGCUAGGGUACUUCCCACUUAUCAAUCUCCGGUACGGUAGGAGCGCCUAUCUGAUCAAAACGCCCAUCAGAUAAAUAAAAGGAUAGGUUAACCACCCCAAGAUCUUUCCCUUUCAUUAAUCCAGCCAGCAUCGUUGCACCUCUCGGCCGAGAAUAUAUAUCUCUCUCUAUAUAUAUCAUUACGUAUAUAUUAGAGUAGAUAAUAGCUCAUCACUUGGCGUGCAUUGCAAUCGCUUAAAUUGCUGAUCGCCGCCUACGCUACCACAGGAUUGCUCGAAUUCAAUAGCCACAAUGAGAGGUCCGCUCGCUCGGUUCACCCACCCUACCGAGGUGCCGGUGGAGGAGAAAUCCAACCCGGCAAACGAUAAGGAAGCUGGCGUCGUCGAUAACCAACCCCGGAAUGGUGAGACUGAUACCGAUGGCGACGCCAUCGACAACAAUGCUCAGGCCGGUGUCCAGAAAAUCGAGGCCACGACCAUGGUCUGGACGAGGUCUAAUCUCAUAUUAGCUUAUGUCUUCAUCUGGAUUAUCUACUUUGUCGACUCUAUGCAACAGGGCAUGGGGUCUCUUUUGACUCCCUAUGUUACUAGCGCGUUUGCCCUGCAUUCGUUGACUGCCACGACAAGCGUCAUGUCUGGUAUCUUCGGCGGUGUUUCGAAGCUCACUCUAGCAAAAAUAUUGGAUAUCUGGGGUCGACCUCAGGGUUUCUUGGUCGUGGUCCUUUUGAUGACCGUCGGACUUGUCAUGAUGGCAGCAUGCAACAACGUUGAGACUUAUGCAGCUGCGCAGGUCUUCUAUUGGGUUGGAUACAAUGGAGUCAGUUACUCCCUCUCUGUUUUCAUCGCCGAUACCUCGCACUUGAAGAACCGAGCCUUAAUGUUGGCGUUCAUCUCGUCUCCCUAUAUCAUAACCGUAUGGAUUACCUCUCCCAUGGCCGACAGCGUCCUAUAUGGUAUUGGCUGGAGAUGGGGAUUCGGAAUUUUCUCCAUCAUUACUCCCAUCAUGUGCCUUCCUCUAUUCUUCUUGUUCACCUGGAACUACCAAAAGGCAAGGAAGGCUGGAUUGGUUAUCAGCACCCCGAGCGGCCGUACAACAUGGGAAUCGAUCAAAUACUACUUCUGGCAGUUUGAUGUCAUCUGCCUCAUUCUUCUCACGGGUGGUUUUGCGCUCUUCCUGCUUCCUUUCAAUAUCUACUCCUACCAGUACUAUGGCUGGAAGGACCCCUUGGUCAUUUGCUUGAUCAUAUUCGGUGGACUGCUUCUCAUCGGAGCUGUGGUCUGGGAACGAUUCUUCGCACCAGUCAAAUUUAUGCCUUGGGAGCUCCUCAAAGAUCGAACUGUCCUUGGAGCUUGCAUUCUUUCUGCUGUUCUCUUCGUCGAAUAUUAUAUCUGGACUGCCUACUUUAGCUCCUUCCUCCAGGUUGUCCUCAACCUCGAUGUAAUCCAAACCGGUUACGUCGGUAAUAUCUACAGUCUUGGAUCGUGUUUCUUUUCCUUCAUAGUGGGUUUUCUGAUCCGCUGGACUGGUCGUUUCAAGUGGAUUACCCUGUACUUCGGUGUACCGGUCACAAUUCUCAGCAUUGGCCUACUUAUUCACUUCCGACAGCCUGGUACCUACCUUGGCUGGAUUAUCAUGUGCGAGAUCCUAUACGCCUUCGCUGGUGGUGCCUGCGUUAUUGGCGAGCAAAUGGCCGUCAUGGCCGCAGCUGCUCACCAACACGUCGCCGUUGUCCUCGCCAUGGAGGGUAUGUUCAGUAGCGUCGGUGGUGCUAUUGGAAGUACUGUUGCCGCCGCCAUCUGGACAGGCGUUUUCCCCAAGGCACUGGCCAAAUACUUGCCUGCGGAGUCUCAGGCAGAUCUUGCAAGUAUCUACAGCCAACUUCCGAUUCAACUCUCGUACCCUGUUGGUUCGGCGACUAGGGAUGCUAUUGUUCUAGCCUACGGUGAUGGCCUAAGGUGGAUGUUCGUCGCUGCUACGGCCAUUACUGUGUUGGGCCUUGUUGCUGUCGCCUUCUGGCGGGAUAUUAAGGUGAAGGACUUCAAGCAGGUCAAGGGUCGUGUGAUUUAGAAUCUAUACAUGAGGCCCGGAGCAUUUGCUUUUCUAGCAAUAAUAUAAAAGGGGUACAGCAUAUGGUUCAACGAGGGGAUUCCGGUAAUGGCAUGGGUUGUGGUGUAUUAAGAACCAGCGGAUGAAAUCUACGUGUAAGAUGAUGCGGCGAUGUAGAUAUGGGAUAUGAUGCCUGUUGGUUCACUGAAUCACGCUCAUCUCAAAUGAUUAAUGUUCAAUAAAGAAGAUGUUUUCUAA
Daldinia vernicosa is the source of this 2608-nucleotide messenger RNA. RefSeq names its product MFS general substrate transporter. Lineage: Eukaryota; Fungi; Ascomycota; Sordariomycetes; Xylariales; Hypoxylaceae. The record is from RefSeq and is a predicted model, not a curated record. The coding region runs from base 596 to 2371 and encodes 591 amino acids. Gene Ontology annotation, molecular function: transmembrane transporter activity. Gene Ontology annotation, biological process: transmembrane transport. The transcript has 3 exons.